AUGGAGGAGUUAGAAGACAUGUAUCGCCGACGAAGGCAUUUUCUAUUGCUCAGGCUGAGACGCAACAAUGAACAGACUAGACCCAGAUACUGCAGGAUUCACCUGAGUGUCCCAGUCCUGGACCGUUUCUUCAACCAGCAAAAUCCGAUACCAGACUUUCGUUUGAGCAGGGAGUCCCUUUCAGUGCUGCUGAACCACGAUCGGUGUCAUGGUUGGGGUGCCACAAUUGAGACCCUGGUGUUUCUUUUCUGGUUGGCAAGCGGAGCAUCUUACAGGGUGGUCUCCAGAGCGUUCGGGAUACCUCGUUCGACUGUCCACCACAUCAUCCACAGAGUCACGGAGGAGGUUGUGGCCAUUCGCCACCAGGUCAUCCACCUUCCAAAAACCCCUGAAGACCUGGAGGUGGUGUCCCAGGGGUUUGCAGGGCUGGCACGGCAUAGAGCUUUUUUUAAAGCUGCAGGUGCCAUCGACGGUUGCCACAUCAGGAUCAAGCCUCUAAGCGGCCCUGAUGGUCACUGCUACAGGAACAGGAAACUGUUCCCCUCUAUCAUCCUGCAGGCUGUGUGUGACCAUCAGGGUUGCUUCAUUGACAUGUACAUGGGCUGGCCGGGGUUGGUGCACGACUCCAGGGUGCUCCGCCACAGCCCGCUGUACAGGCAGUCAGUCUACCCUCCUCCAGGGCACUUCAUCCUCGCAGAUGGUAGGUACCCAUGCAUGCAAAGCCCACUCCCACUCAUCACUCCCUACAAACGUGGGAAUCAAGGUGUGGCUGCCCAGCGCUUUAACAGCCAUCAUUCCAAGGCACGCUCUGUGAUACAGUGUGCCUUGGAAUGAUGAAAACCAGGUUCAGAGCCAUCUUCCUGCAAGUGCUGGAGGUCCACCCCACCUUUGUGCCUCAAGUAAGUGUACGAAAUGUGGCUUUUCUCAUUUCUUUGAAAUAUAUUUCAAUUAAUUAAUUGUUACCGCUUGUGCCGUCCUCCACAACAUCUGCCUCAGUGCUGGAGACUUUGUGGUGGCAGAGGAUGAGCCUGAGGAGGAUGGUGGAGGUGAUGAGGGGGAGGCUGGUUUGGAGGAUGUCAGUGGUGCACGCUGGCGGGACCAGCUGUGCUGUGAGGUGUCUGCCCUGGAGGAGGUUCCACUGGAUCAUGACUACUGGUAACAGUCUUGGUCAUGUAGCAGCCGUCGACAGCCAGCCCUGCAAACCGAUGGACGAUGCAGUUGACAGUCAAGACGCAUCUUGGACUCAGUGGUCUCCUUCAAAAAGCAGCUGAAGACUCACUUGUUCAAGCUGGCUUUUGUAUGACCUUCUUCACCACUCUCUCUUUAUUCUAAUCUCCCCAUCUAUUCCACCUUCCUCAGGAUCCACUGAUUUCCUUGUUUCCUAUUCACAAUCUCUCUUUCUUAACAUUUUUUCUUUUAAAUCGCAAUAGCUUAUUCUAGCUAAUUUUAAAUAUAUUUUUAAACAUUUUCGAAAUGCUUUUUUAUAUUUUUACAAUUUUUAUACUUUUUGUUUUUGUGAAGCGCCUCGUGAUUUUCAUCUUGAGAGGCGCUAUAGAAAUGAUAUUUUCUUCUUCUUCUUCAUCUUGAAGCUCUUUCUGCAGACCACCCAGUAGGAUGCUUCACUUGUCAACCAGAAAAGAGCAGUCACGGGUCUCAGCUCCAGCACUCCAUCCAUGACAUUCAUCUGUUCAGCAGAUCCAGCAGCCCUGUUAGGGACUUCCUGCUUCAAAGUUGUUGAAAUGGUCUUGGAACAGGACACUCAGGUUAAUCCUGCACUAAAUAUGCAUUUUUGUUAUUUUUCUUUGUCAGAUAUUUCUCUUAUUUUGUAUGUUUCCCAUCAUGAUUUUGUGUAUAUAUGUUCAACCAUGUUCAAACUCAAUUGUUGUAAAUAAAAGUAUUAAGUUUGAUCCAUUUCUCCAUUAUUUUCUCAAUUAUAUUUUUUGUUUAAUACUUUAAAACAUUACAGGUUACAGAAAAGAAUCUUGAAGUUCAUUUUAAUACUGUUUCAAGACAUUCUCAAUAUUUUUAAUAUGUCACUGAAGCUUCCUGUUGUCAACAUUUACAUGAGUGAUAUUGGUACUUUUAACUUAUAGUUGACCACCAGUCCACUGUGGUGCUUUUAGAGGCAAUUCAAAUGCACCCACAAUAGGCUAAAUUUUAUGUUUGUUUUUUUAAUUAAAAUGAUCAAAAUCACACACUUAAAUAAUGUUUUUGGGACUGUUGGAGAGCUAAUUCAGAGAAAAUAGUUUGCAAAGCUGAGCCUGAGCAAAGAUGUGAUAAUAGUUUUUAAUACUUUCUAAAGGUCUUAAUUUGACCAAAACUGAUUUAUUACCUUUUAAGACUUUUCAAGACCCAGCAAAUACCCUGUAAUAUUAAACACUUCACAUUUGUAAACAAAAAUAAAAUUCAACAGUUUAAUACAGAACUGAUUUUAUAUAGAUAUUUUUAUUAUAUAUACAUGUUUAAUCUUUAUUAAUCAUUUUUUCGAGCAGACUAAAAAGCCUGCCAAAAUUCUCCUUUCUCUCCUGUGCCCUCUGCUGCUCUGCCUCCCUCUGCAGUCUCAUGUCCUCCAUGAUCAGCUCCAGAAGCUGGUCAUCGCUGUCCCUUCUCCUUUUUCUUCCACCUGGCUGACUUCCUCCUGGCUGAGCAUCUUCAUCCUCACUCUCCUCCCUUUCCUCCACUGCUGUACUUGGCCCUGGAGUGUCCUCACGGAUAGAGGCAAUUAGGACAGGCGGACUGGUUGAGGGUCUCUGUCCUAAUACCUCAUCCAUGAGGUCAAACCAGGGCCAAGUAGCAGCAGUGGGCUUCCCACUAACCCCCUCUCCUGACCCUGGAUACUUGCAUACCUAGAUUAAAAAAAAGUCAGUUUACACAAAUAACUACAAACCUGUUUAACCUUUUUAGAUUUAGCAUGUAUACAUGUUAUAUUUUCCCACACACAUCUACAUACUACAUUGUUUUUGAUCAUGGCGGACGUAGCAGGCAGCGUGGCAUCAGCUCCUGGUCCAGUUCCUAAACUAUCUCGACUAAAACCAGAGGUGUACAGGACGACAGAUGGCAAGGUGAUUGUGGAGGAUGAACUUCUUAAUUUCCUUGCUGUUAAAAUUAAAACCUUGAGCCAGGAUGAAAUUGUGUUGUUGGCCACGAACACAUUUGAAUCUGAGGGGAUUGAAGCAUCAAAAAAAGUUUUGUUUGAGCUCUGCCCAAGUACUUCACAGCGGUGCAUCAGCUAUAAAGGGCAGCACAAAGACGCCAAUAAUAUUAAGCUCUGCCUUAAAGUGCUGAAUGAGUGUGGGGAAAAUAACCCUAGAUUUGUAUCCCAUCACUUGGAGGAUUGUGGUCCAUUUUGGAGCAGUUUGGAGUAGUCCGGGGGGACUGUGACCUCUGAAUGACCUAUUAAAUCAAGUUUAAUAUCUCAAAAACCAUAGCAGCACAAACGUCAAUUUUACCUGCACAAAUCAGCACAAACAAAGCACUAACCGAGCAGCCUAUUUGCCUCCACUUUUGAAGCUGACGGGGGGUCAGCUUCACAGAGCUGCAAAAGCACCCACAUUUUCUUCAUGGCCGAGCGAGCGGUGCAGAGCUUUUAGGACAUACAUAUUGAUUGGGAGAAACGGACUAACACCGGUAAGUAGGAUUCACACUACUAUACACAGUUAUUAGAUUAUUUUGUACAUUAUUAAAUUGUUUUGUGGCACUAGGUGUGUGUGUGAUAUAUUACUAGCUGGGUGUGUGUCUGUGGCUGGGUACUGACUCUGAACCUCAGUAGCUUUAGGAUUAACCAAAAACAUUCUGUACAUAAGUACUUGUACGAAAAUAUUUUUUCAGUCUUAAAUAUUGGGAAUUUGCCAAUAAAAUGUCGUUGUUGUUAACUAGGUGUGACUCUGUCUCUGGCCUCUGUGCUCUCUUUCCUGUGAUUUCUCUUUCAGGUGACCACGACGGCGCAGGAAAGCCUGCGGUUUCCAGUAGCCCUGUGGUCAGUGGCGAUAUUGAGGGAGCCUCGGUGGUUGCUGCGGGCAUCUCUCUCACGGGCUCGGGGUCGCCACCCGGCCCGGGAGCAAUAGGUGCGUGCAGCGAUGCUCAGCUCAGGGCCCCGCCUGACGAAGGGGGGGGGGGUGUGUGUGCUGAGUGGCACUGAGUUUUCCAUUGCGGACUUCGACCUGUUCGGGGGAACCCCUCCUCCGAGCGGGCGGGUCAUUGCAGAAAUUGACACUGACCUUCCACCACUUCAGCUGACGACGUUGACCUCCGACCCGGAGUUAGGUGGUACACCUUCUAAGGGGUGGAGCUCUAGUCAGUCUGUAACUACUCUGGUUAAACCGGGUUUUUCUGUUCCUGUGUGGGAUCCUCCAUCAUUCUUCAGACGAAAGUAUUCUUGGCUUCAGUUUUCAGGACAGAACAUGUUCCUAAAGCUAGCAACAUGUCUGUGUCUGAUUCUACACAUGGCUGGGUUUGCUUUGACACCCGUGACGCAACCAUUCUUGCCUAACUCCUUUUCAGAACCUCCUCGUCCAACACCUCUAGGUCUUUGGACAUCUGAACACCUGCUCUUUCAGCACGAUCCAGGUGACAAUGUGCAUCUUCUUGGUGAACGGGCUCUUAAGAGCCUAAGAACUGUUGUUUUUUCUGAUUUACCUGUCUCACACACACGGCAUAAGUUUGAGAAACAAAAGGGGGGUGGGGAGCCUCCUCCUGGUCUGCGAGCAUCGUCUCUGCAUCUCCAGUUCAAUCCUAUUUCUGAUCACAACAACGUCGCCUCCGAUAAGCUGCUAAACAACUUUGAACAGGUAAAAUCAGGUUCUGAUCUAACAACUAAACCAUCCGCUUCGCUCCAGUUCCAAUCGGGACCCACAGGUAAAUUCAAACAAGUUUCUCUGUGGGUUCGUAACACCAGAUACAAACCGCUUGACGACCAAAUCGAUUAUGACACUGCUCCCACAGAUAAGUUCAAACUCGUUUCUCUGUGGGUUCGCAACACCAGAUUCAAACCGCUUAAUGAAUAAAUCGAUUCUGACCGGAUUCUUUUCCACUACCUGGUGUAAUGUGACAAAUUCACUCGAUUCUUUGUUGGAUGAAUUUUUAACAAAUGUGAUAUCCUUUGAGUUUUUUUUCAGGUUACCCGUCUUCAGCCAGGGCCCUGUACUAACUCACAUUUUUAGGGACAACUAACCUACUGAUUUACAUUUUUAGAAUUGAUUUACAUCUCUGUCUUUUAGUAGUGCUUUGUGUAGAGUGAUUAUAUUUGAUUACAGAUUUUAAUUUGUUAAAAAUUUCCCUUAAAGCCAAUUUGCCCUUCAUUUUCAUGAUUUGUUUUUGUUUGUGUAUGCCUUUAAUCAGUGCAGCCUGCUGAUUUUCACAUAUCAGUUAGGAUUUAAUUUAUUUUAUUUGUGUUUUCUCUGCAUCACCUUUUCACAUGACAUGUAGAACAGGGUGCAGAACAUUUCUUCUUUAGAUAAUUCACAAAAUGCCUUCACAUUUUCCCAGAGGUACCCAAAGAUAGGUUUUGAUUAAUUUCUUUGAUUUGCAUCAAACACAAUCUAUCGUAUGGGCUGUCUCACUUUGUCUCCUUCUCCGAGCUCGUCUGGACUCCAUUCCAUCAGAGGGGUCGUCUUCACCUUACUCCACUUGGUUUCCUGUCGCAUGGGGCUUCGGUUGUGGUUCGAGAGGUAUCGAGGUCUGCGCUGGACUUCGCCUGGACUACGUCCGAGGAUUACAUCACCUGCCCAGCUUCGCGUGGAUACACGAGCUACCUUAUCCUUUUGAAAAUACCUUUACAUUAUUGCAACUGACAUAGCUUUGCUUUCAAGAUUUCCUAAGUGGAUUACUUUACAAUGAAUUGCAACAGUUUUGGCCUUAAUCAUCUGAUCAGGAUAUACUCCUUUCUACACGAGACCUGUGGAGACGCUUCAUCGCUCCUGCCUUCAUCUGGAACAUUGCAUGUCUUCCUUCAUGAGUACAUCACGUUAAUGAGGUCACGACGUCAGGUGGUUUUUGCUUGACCACCAUGUCGUCGCAAAAGGGGGUUUGUAGCGUGAGGAAGUAUGGUUUUUUUCUGUGCCAAGGGUUGCGUUUGCCCAGCUGGGUCAGAGCUGGGUCGCACAGAACUUUCACCCACAGAUUGAGACCUUUGCCGACAUGAAGUCUGCAAGAUUCAACAGAAACCACAACAUCCAACACCUGCAGCUUCCAGCAGAAGGAGUUCUCAUGAAAUCUAGUCAUAACAAAACAAAGUCUUAAACUUCCUUUUCUUUAUAUUAAAUGUUGAAUAAUCAUUAUUAUCAUUUUGCUCAUUAUAAAUGUGUUUUAAUCAAAUGAAUGAUUAUUAUGCUUUGGGUAAUCGUAAUAACUAUAAUGAAUCAAUACUUAAUUAAAUAAUGUUUGAAGAUGUUUGAUAACGACCUUCACACACACACACACACUCUCACAGUAAACUCAAAACACAUUUGCUGGCGCACACGUUUGCUUUGGGAAGAGAAGGGGUUUUGGUAAGUUUCAGUUCAUGUUAUGCAGUUCGAGUUUGACAACGAGAGAGAGCGGACGUGCUGAACACACACCACGGGGAAGGGAGCCUUCUGUUCCCCCCCACGCUAUUCCUGUCAAGCCAGACAGGAUAGCCGAAUUGCAACCAGCUAACGCAGACUCGUCCAGAGUCUUUGAUUUCUGAGUAAUUUAAACUUAAGAAAGCGCAUCUGCUAAACACUUCAUCAACGUGUACCGAGGUCAACUCUGGACCGGAGCGUCACACACCUUCGUCUCCUCUGCCAGCCAAGGUGUGACCUGGAUGAACAUCCUCCGAGUUCCGAGUCCGAAAGAGGGUCCUAAAGUUGGUGAGGCAGCACACGAUCAGAUAGCGUUCUGAUGCAUUUUUCUAAUAAGAACUAAGUUUAAUGCAAACCAUCAUUUUUCACUCAGACACCUUUUUCUUCCUGAAGCAACAUCAGACGCACACACGCAUUCAUAUCACAUCAUUCUCCAUCUUCACACAUUCAACACAAGGUCUAUUUGAGCAAGCUUAAAAUAUCAACUGUUAAAGAUUGUCCAACAAGGUUGUCAAUGUUGAUUAUUUUUCCUAUGAUUGUCAUUUCAAAUCAUUAGUUUAAAUCUCUGAAUUAAAACUUUUAACUUUCAAA
Messenger RNA from Nothobranchius furzeri (turquoise killifish), 7130 nucleotides. NCBI's taxonomy places the organism in Eukaryota, Metazoa, Chordata, Actinopteri, Cyprinodontiformes, Nothobranchiidae. The record is from RefSeq and is a predicted model, not a curated record.